Messenger RNA from Fopius arisanus, 3600 nucleotides. RefSeq names its product polynucleotide 5'-hydroxyl-kinase NOL9. Lineage: Eukaryota; Metazoa; Arthropoda; Insecta; Hymenoptera; Braconidae. The transcript is spliced from 2 exons. Bases 64 to 2352 code for a protein of 762 amino acids. The record is from RefSeq and is a predicted model, not a curated record. Gene Ontology annotation, molecular function: polynucleotide 5'-hydroxyl-kinase activity. Gene Ontology annotation, cellular component: nucleus. Gene Ontology annotation, biological process: cleavage in ITS2 between 5.8S rRNA and LSU-rRNA of tricistronic rRNA transcript (SSU-rRNA, 5.8S rRNA, LSU-rRNA).
UUAUAACCUCGAUCUUGAGGUGAACCCCAAGAACUCCAGUAGUUAUUAAUUAUUCCACGAGAAAUGAAAAUUUCAAAACCAAAGACCAGAAGUAGAAAUAACUUGCAAAUACACGAUGAAGUCGAAAGAGAGAAGAAUGCAGAGGAGUCAAUGGUUAUCGAAAACGUUCCACUGGAUGACAAUUUAUGGGAGGAUUGGCAAAGAGUAACGGCAAUAGAUCGAGAGCCCAAGGUACGCAAUCUGCAAAAGAAAACAAAACUCAGAAACAAACAAUUCUGUAAUCUCCGACAGCUAUUUGAAUCAAGUGCCCCUGACCUUCCUGAGAGUGUAACUCGCCGAAAGAAUAAAAUUCUCCGAGAUUUCGUAUCGAGUGAGUGCACUGGCCUGCCAGUCAAAAUCACAAUCUGUCGAACGAUUGUUCCAGAUGAGAUUCGUAAGAAACGAAAUAGAAGAAGUAAAAAUAUGACUGAAGUCCGACAAACAGAUUCCAGAGAUGAAUCAAACCCUGAAGUCUCGAUUUUAGGAGACGCAUCUCACAACGAAGAGUCAAAUUCAGCCCUUGCUUGCCCUUCCCUUCGGAGUCCAGAGUCUUGUCCUGAGGAAUUCCUCGAGGCCACAGAUGACUCUAAAUUUCCUCACUUCUACAGUCUUCGAGGCAAAGUCCUCUGUGUAAUGGAGCCUGGAACGAAAUUCUCAUUUCAAGGAAAACUGAAGGUCCAGGUUCUCUACGGAGCUGUUAAUAUUUACGGUGUACUAGUUCGUAAAGAAAAUACGACAACUCCAUUGGAGGUUUACUCGUCCAGAUGUAGUAGUUUAAUUUCCAUCGAGGCCACCCAGAAAGAGCAUCCAGAAGAUGAAACGGACCUGUUUUCAAGCCUCAGGCUUGACAGAAUCUUCCAUCGGAUUCCCAACGACAUAGAGAAUAAAAUAAAAAAUUUAAAGCCUGGAUGGGCUGUCCUGAAUCUGCAGAACCUGGAGAAUAAUCUGACAACAUUCUUGAACAAUUUCUCAACUCACAGGCUCUUUCCAAAGGUGGAGAAUACCUCAAGCUACUCCUGGUCAGACAGAAAACGAGCAGAACUUGUUUUACAGACAAAUAUCUAUCCAGGAAACUCAGGAAGAGCCAUUGGAUUUCACAGAACUGAAGAGAUCUGCGAAAGAAUUCUGAAAGAUCAUUCCGAGAGUGACGAUUCUGGUUUGAGAAUUCUUGUUGCUGGGGGAAAGAGUGUAGGAAAGUCAACGACAGGAAGAUAUUUUGUUAAUAGACUGUUGGAAAUCUCAAAGACUGUCCUUUUCGUUGAUUUGGAUCUUGGACAGGCCGAGUUCACCCCGAGUGGGUGUAUCUCUGUGAAUGUCGUCCAGCAACCCCUUCUUGGGGCGAAUUUCACUCACCUGAGGACUCCCUAUCACCAGAUAUACGUGGGAGGAGCCGAUCCUACAAAAUAUCUCAUGAAUUACAUCGAGGGGGUGAGACUAUUGUAUGAGUUUUUGGAGAGAUGUGAGGAGCUCGAGGGAUUGCCUGUGGUCAUCAACACCAUGGGUUUCUGCAAGGGAAUCGGGUGGGACAUCAUGUGUUACGUCAUCAGGAUGAUGCGACCUAAUCAGGUCGUUCAGAUCACUUCCAAGAGGGCGAAGAACAAUUACGAUCAGUUGUUGACUUGUGAAAUAAUGAAUCGUCAGAAUCCAACUUGGAAUGUCUCUAUGGAAAAUAUCCCAGAAGACUCCCUGAAAUAUCAGCUCCAUGUGAUGGAAACUGAAGCAGAAUCCCCAAGUCAAAACGGAGAGCAGUGGAACAUCGAGCCCUAUCAGCAGAGGGAGAUCGUCAUGCUUGCAUACUUGAGUGGUAUUUUAAAUGCAAAGAGAGGAGAAAGGGGACCGAAGCACGAAUUGACGAGUAUAAACGAGGUGGUCCCAUACGAAGUACCAUUUUCAGCGGUGAAAAUAUCCCUGGGGAAGCCACUGGUACCGCAAAUUCUCUCAGUCAUGAAUGGAAAUAUUGUGGCAAUGUGUGGUAUUGUUUGUCAAGAUACAGAAUCCAGCGAGUCCAGGGAAAAAGUUGGAUAUCCUGAGGUCAUGAUGAGGGCACCUCCAGCUGUCUGUUAUGGCUUCGGUAUUCUACGGGGUAUUGACAUGACGAAGGAAAAACUUUACAUCAAUACUCCACUCUCAUUGUCUGAAUUGAAACACGUCAAUUGUUUGAUUGGAUCUAUACCAGUGCCUUACGGUUUACUACAGCUCAUCAGUCUAGGAUUACCAUAUACUGGUGAUGAGUGCGAGUUACCCACCAGUCGUGACCCAAGAAGAGGAUAUCUUCGCAUGAGGAAUCGCCAUGAUAUUGGAAUUAAGCAAUGAAAGGGUAAAAUGAGGUAAUUUUACGUUUUCGGAAAUGUUUCCGAAACUAUGGAAAAUACGGAAAUUAUUGUUGUACCUUUUUUGUAGAACUAACUGAGAGCUACACAAAAAGUUAUUAUGACUAUUUCGAUAUCUCCGUUAGUUUCGCCGAUAUUUCGGAAAAUUUAGCGAAGACCUGAGUUGGAUUAUUCAUCUUUGCCAUUUCACUAUCGGAUUUGGUGCACGUUCUUGUUUAGAGACAAUUCUGUGGCGUCUUGAUCGUUUCAAGUCAAGAUGGUUUAUAGAGUGACAAUAACUUUUUUAUGACUUCUGUUUUUGAGAUCGUCUUGAGGGGAGACUCCUAGGAAUUUUAAAUGUGGAGAAUUACCAAUGGGUAACAAUUCCACUUGUUCUCCGGCUGCGUUUUCCACGAAUAUCUCUGAAUUCAAGGGAGAUAAAAAAUUUUAGUCCAGACGUAUUUUGCAGAGUAGAACAAGAGCUACAGAAAAGGUUCUUAGAAUAAUUAGAGGUUUUCUUUUAGAUUUUGAGAUAUUCGAAGAAAACUUACGCACCAGGUAAAAGGAAUCGUCAGAAAUAAUGAGACGAGUUAAUUAAAUGAAGAAUUUAAUCGAUAAUUUAUUAGUUGUCUCUUGAAGAGGUAGUAUAUUCAACUUUUAUGUAAUCAUUGCAAAAAUAGAUCGCAAAUCGUAAUUAUGAGUUCGGCAAGAAUUGAAUCUUUUACAAAGUAUUUAAAAAAUGGCAAGCCCACACGAGUUGUUCCGUAUUUUUUCCCCCAAAUCAUCUAAUUGAUGAAAUUACGGAAGUGAAUGCUGAAUAAUCGAGCGAAACACUACGUAAAACACGCGCCUGAGCUGAAAUCGCAUGUUUCUCGAUGAGCAUGAACCAUCAAUUUAUCAUUCGUAAUAGUUGAAAGACCUAUAAUGAUCUUAUCCACCCACGCGUGUUACUCAAAACGUUAGACGUAACUCUUCAGGAUAUAAUCGUCCCUUGGAUAUUCUUGGGAGUAUUAAGAGUCAUCGCUAACUUAUUCUCCCGAGUUCUGAUAUUUUUUACACUCCAUCCAGCAAUUAAAACACGUACUGUUUACCAAACAGGUGUUCAUUUAAUCAUUUUCACAAAUUCACUGAUAAAAAAUUUUUGUCUUCAUUUUCAGGACUGAAUUUUCUUAUCGGCUCCAACUUCCAUUGAAAUUUCACUAUUUUUCUAUUUAAAUCUCAAUUAAAUUGCCUUGAACUAAUUGAUUUAAUU